This is a messenger RNA of Penicillium manginii, 1569 nucleotides long. RefSeq lists its product as uncharacterized. Gene Ontology annotation, molecular function: guanine deaminase activity; zinc ion binding. The transcript has 2 exons. Gene Ontology annotation, cellular component: cytosol. Bases 1 to 1569 code for a protein of 522 amino acids. NCBI's taxonomy places the organism in Eukaryota, Fungi, Ascomycota, Eurotiomycetes, Eurotiales, Aspergillaceae. Gene Ontology annotation, biological process: guanine metabolic process. The record is from RefSeq and is a predicted model, not a curated record.
AUGUUUCAAAAAUUCUUCAGCUCCUCGCUAGGAGUAUCUGCACUAUGGCUGUCUUCAGCAGUGUUGAAUGCCUGCGGCACUAUGGCUGCAGCAACUCCGUACACGGUCUAUCGUGGAACAUUUAUUCAGCUUCCCGAGCUUGAUUCGGCCAACUCGACACCGCAGCUCGCUAGAACCCAAGGAGUCCUGUGGGUCUCUUCCAGCGAUGGCCGCAUCAAGGGCUAUGAUUGGAAGGUCAAUGAUGAUGCCAGCUUCCAAUCGUGGCUGUCUAGCCAGGGCUGGACCGAAUCCGAUGUCACCGUUGUGAAAUCCGACGAUGAGCGGAACCAGUUCUUUUUCCCUGGGUUCAUCGAUACCCACAUUCAUGCGCCGCAGUAUCCCAAUGAGGGUCUCUUUGGCUCCAGUGGUCUUCUGGACUGGCUGAAUGAAUAUACUUUCCCAAUGGAAGCUAGACACACCCCCGAGGGCCUACGUGUCUACAACGAAGUUGUGCUUAAGACUCUUGCCCACGGCACAACAACCGCAUCCUACUUUGCUACUAUCCACGUCCCAGCUACCAAUGCCCUCGCUGCUCUCUGCCACAAGCACGGCCAGCGUGCCUUCAUUGGCCGUGUCUGCAUGGACAACAAGGAGCAAUGCCCAUCUUACUACGUUGAUUCAUCUGCCGAUGAAGGAUUCAACGCGACUAAGAGGACCAUCGAUUACAUCCAGACCCUUGACCCCAACGGAACUUUGAUCAACCCCAUUGUCACCCCCCGAUUUGCUCCUAGCUGCUCCAACCACUCUCUUACGGGUCUUGGUGAGCUUGCCGCGUCCUAUAGCCCGCCUCUACGUAUCCAAACGCAUAUCUCCGAGAACAACGACGAGGUUGCUCUUGUCCAGCAGUUGUUCCCGGAUUCCACCAGCUAUGCUAAUGUCUAUGAUACUCAUGGCCUGCUUACCAACCGUACCAUCCUGGCCCACGCUGUCCACCUCACAAAGGAUGAGAUGACCCUUAUCAGCGAGCGUGGCUCUAAGGUUGCUCACUGCCCUGCAUCAAACUCUGCCCUGGGCUCUGGUCUUGCCCCUGUUCGCUUCAUGCUCGACCAGGGUGUCACCGUUGGCCUGGGCACGGAUGUUGCCGGUGGAUACAGCCCCAGUAUCCUCGAAGUCGCCCGACAGGCCAGUCUGGUGUCUCGCGUUGUUCAGUAUAGCGCCGAGUACCAGGCACUGACAGGAAACAAGACCUCCGAUGGAAGUGAGAAGCUUCUCGUGGAUGAGGUUCUCUACCUGGCUACCCGCGGUGGCGCAGCGGUCGUCGACAUGCCAACUGACAUUGGCGGCUUCGACAAGGGAAUGAUCUGGGAUGCGCAGCUGAUUGAGCUGGGUGCUGUCACAAACAGUACAACCAGUCCCCUUGAUGUCGCUACUCUCGCUGGCCGAGCUGUUGAGACUGGCCCUGUGGGCAAUGUUGAUAUUUUUGGAAACGAGACCUGGCAGGAGCAGGUCCAGAAGUGGAUGUGGGAUGGCGACGACCGGAACGUCAAGAACGUGUGGGUUCAGGGGAAGCUGGUCCAUACCAGAGCCUAG